Messenger RNA from Prunus armeniaca (apricot), 846 nucleotides. The record is from the annotation of a GenBank genome assembly. Lineage: Eukaryota; Viridiplantae; Streptophyta; Magnoliopsida; Rosales; Rosaceae.
AUGAGGCUCAACCUUGACCUACUUGAGGGCGAACGUGAGAAGACCAUUAUCCGAGUCGCCUCCUACCAGCAGCAGUUGAAGUCUUACUACGACAAAAGAGCUAAGGUCAGACAGUUUCAACCAGGCGACCUCGUGCUAAGAAAGGCUUUCAUCACCGCACCAAGACAAGGGUCGAAAAAGAUGAAUCCCAACUGGGAAGGCCCUUAUGUGAUCAGCCGGUCCGGGGGCAGAGGAAGCUACACAUUGGACACCAUGGAUGGGAAGCAAAUACCACGACAAUGGAAUGUUCACCAUCUCCGAAAUUUCUCAUUCCAAAAUGUCUUAUCUGCCUACAAAACACAAACAGUUGCCCAUAAGCAACGUCCUAAGGGAGACGCAGGGCGACGACCAAAGCGUCCUUCGGGAGACGCAGCCCGUAAAAAGCGUCCUAAGGGAGACGCAGGGUGCGCCAGGAAUUUCUUAAAAGGAGGUCUCCAUGCCUUCUGCGGGAAGUAUCCAGGAUCUGAAGUGCUUUGUGUUCUCACUCAUCUCUCUCCACUUCAAGAUCAAGCCUAUUGUGAGAGAAAGAGAAGCGGAGAAGACGAAGGAAUCUUUGACGAAUAUUCUCGUGGGGAAAAUCAUUCCCUCCACCUAUGCCUAAUCAUUGACAGUUUCUGUAAUUUUUGUUACUUGGAUGAUUAUGAGGGGAUUUUGGAAUUAGUUGAUUUUGCCGGUGUGAUGCACAGAGAUGUUAAGCCUGGAAACUUCCUCUUCUCUCGUAAGCUAAACAAAGGCUGUCUCAUUGAUUUCAACCUUGCCAUGGAUUUACAGCUAAAGUACACAAUUGGAAGUAAGUUGGUCUUUUAA